Messenger RNA from Pecten maximus, 4056 nucleotides. RefSeq lists its product as uncharacterized. NCBI's taxonomy places the organism in Eukaryota, Metazoa, Mollusca, Bivalvia, Pectinida, Pectinidae. Bases 249 to 1229 code for a protein of 326 amino acids. The transcript has 2 exons. The record is from RefSeq and is a predicted model, not a curated record.
AUCCGUAUUCCUUCAUUCCAUAUAAAUGUGUAGCUAUUUCUCCUAUGCAUCUCUUCGGAGAAAGUGUGUAAAAUCGUCCGAGGAUAUUCCGAGUAGCGCCGAUACAUGUGUAAUCACAGGUGUAUGUAAGGCGGUUGGCUUGGAGAACGUCACACAGGUAAAAAGACACACUGGUUCCUCCUAAAAUCACAUGGUACUUAUACCCCAAAUGGUUGAGGAGGUGGUUAUAUGACCAAUCAAAAUUCAACAUGGCCCCAACAACAUUAAGUCAGAGACCAGCACUCUUCAUUAAAGGGAUCGUACAAAACCCUAGCCAUCUGUUCCGGAGUGUUAUCAUCCUCUGUUUAUUCCUGAUGCUACUUCUGAUGUAUCAGAAAUCCAUGUGUCCUAAACAGAAGCAGAACUACAUAUGUAUAGAAGAUCCAGAACUGCUGAAGCUGUCUGGUUUAGAGAAGGUAGAAUUUCUACCGUUCAACGGUGCAACACCUCAAGAUUGUCUGACUAAAGUUUCGCUACGUGAGUCACUUCUCAGCAGUGAUGAACAGAGUCGUUCUGAACAAUGUGUGAAGAACUAUGAAAAAGACUUCAAGUCCGCUCAUGAAUUAUUUUGGUAUGGUGAUAACCAGUAUAUACGCCAUAAGCACCAUAAAUAUCUGACCAAUCAGAGCCUGAUCUUGGAUAUUGGCGGCAAUGUUGGGGAGGACGCAGAGUAUUUGAUUCAGCACUACAAUCCGAAGAAUUACGUGGUUCUGGAACCGCUGAAGCUUCUUUACAGAAACCUUGUGUCAAAGUUUAAACACAGACGUAAUGUCAUAACCUAUAAUGUCGGAUUAAGUAAAAAGAAUGAAGUAUUUAUGUUGAAUAUUGAAGGUCACGAUGGCGAUGCUACUUCACCUUUCUUGGGGAAGACUACCGAUGGUACAUGUUCUCUAAAAGUUGUCAACACGACGGCUUUUCUGACAAAGCUGGGAGUUGGUUGUUAUGACGUCGAUCUAGUGACUAUUAAUUGUGAGGGAUGCGAGUACGAUGUAUUGGAAUCGUUGCUCGCUACAUCACUCAUCAACCAUUUUAAACAUAUCCAGUUUGCCACACAUACAAAGCUACAAUACUUGGUUGAUCCUGUGAAAAGAUACUGUAAGAUUCAGGAACUUCUACAGAGAACUCACAGACUUAGUUAUAGUUACAGAUUUAACUGGGAGACUUGGACCAGGAGGGAUAUCACAGUAUAAACUUAACAAUUACCAGUAACUAGCCUUCCACUAAUUGGUAUACUGAAUCAGUGGUAGAUCCUCAAGAUCUUGAGUUAAAGCUAUAGACUUAUUUUCAUUGAAAUUAAGAUUGAACAACAUUGCCACCAUUUACAUUGUAAGGAUAUAGGUGGGAUUACAAUGAAGUAUAUGUCCUGGAUCUGCCACUAGAAGGCCUUUCAUGAGCUUCCCAUUUAAUUUGAGAACAAGUAUUGGAAACUUUUCAUUUUUACAAGCCUUCAGCUAGCAAGAAGACCACAUCUAGGCUUAGUUUCAACAAACUCAUUUGAAAUAAGAACAAAAUAUAAUAUGCUGGUUGUAUCCCAUUAUCCCAUAAUCAACACCUUGUAUUCGAUUAUUCCCUAUGUAACUUUUUUAUACCCCCUCUUACUAAAUGGGCGUAUAGUUAUCAGUAUACCCCCACCCCACCCCCCAUGUACAGAGGGGGUAUAUAUAAUUCUUAUAAUUAUAGCCCCAUGUACUGAAAGGGUAUAUAGUUAUCAUAAUCAUACACCCAUGUAAUAAAGGGGUAUAUAGUUAUCAUAAUCAUGCACCCAUGUAAUAAAGGGGUAUAUAGUUAUCAUAAUCAUGCACCCAUGUGAUAAAGGGGUAUAUAGUUAUUAUAAUUAUGCACCCAUGUAAUAAAGGGGUAUAUAGUUAUCAUAAUCAUACACCCAUGUAAUAAAGGGGUAUAUGGUUAUCAUUAUAAUUAUACCCCCACUUACAGAGGGGUGUAGUUAUCAUUAUAUCUCAUCCUUGUACUAAAGAGAGUACCUAGUUAUCAUCAAUACCAUGGCAUACUCUUCUACAGUUUAAAAUUAGUAUAUUUUAGUGGUCAUAGGCCAAAUGUCAAAGGUUAUACUUGACCCCUUGUUUGAGGGAGUGGGUAGGUGUGAACCCCCACUCAAUUGAUGAAAUUCUAUAAGUAUAUAUCUCUUAUCUGGGAUAAUCAUUGUGUUUAAAUUUUUGCAUAUACAUGUUUAACUCCCCUGGUGGUAGUUUAUUGUAAUAUGUGUUAUCAUCAUUCUAUGUUGGUUAUUUACAGUUUACACUCUAUUUAUUUAUUCUUGUUUAGUACUUUACUCUAAUAACACUAUUUGUGUAUCCAAUGAUUUAUACUAGAGCUUUGUUAUUUGGCAGCAGAUUAUGUACUAGUCUUUCUUGCUGGUCUCACAGAAAAUUGGUAAUCCCAGCAUUUUUAACUGUUAUAUCACAGAUUAUAGUCUACAAAGUCAUAUGUCAAAAUGGGAAUCUAUUUUGAUCGGUACAAUAUACUUUUCAUUUACACAUCUCCAGCUUUGUUGAAGUACGACUUCCUAGUUUUGUACAAGAAUUAAUCAAUUCAAUGCCUAUGCUAAACAGUGCUUGUAAAAUUUCAGCAUACAGCUGUUUCCUUUUUCUAGGACUCGUCAUUAAUGUUUGUUACCAGUAUUUGUUGUUUAUUUUUAAACAAAUUGUGCCUUACAGUGUAUAGACGAGUUCCUGCUUUACCUCGUGCUUUAUAGGGUAGAGUUUGUUUGUACGCAUGUACUAAUAUAAAUCACUUAGAGAUUUCACGAAACACUUUAUUUCGCGAAGUUACCUCUUCAGAAAUAUUCGUGAAUACAUGGUUUCGCGAAUGCUGAUCUAGAUAUAACUUUAAAUUCGUGAACAAUGAGUCUGAAGAGUGCUGGACUCAGACUCCUACAGUGUUACUGAUAGUUUGGCCGCCAUCCAGGUGUUAUUUUAGUACUCGGACCCCUACAGCUUUACUGAUAGUUUGGCCGCCAUCCAGGUGUUAUUUUAGUACUCGGACCCCUACAGCAUUAUUGAUAGUUUGGCCCGCCAUCCAGGUGUUAUUUUAGUACUCGGACCCCUACAGCUUUACUGAUAGUUUGGCCGCCAUCCAGGUGUUAUUUUAGAACUAAUAAUCGCAAAGGAUUUGAAUUCGUGAUUGACUCUCCUAUUAACACGAAAAUGAAUCCUGCGCGGAAUAAAGUGAUUUACAGUUAUAGAGUCUUAACUACCCAUGCAAGGCUUUAUUUAUGGUGUAAAAGUGAAGGUUGUGUGGCCCUGUCCCCGAUAGUUACAUGUAUACAUAAUUACGGACAUUUUGUGACCUAUUGUUAUAAACACUACCUCCCCUGGGGACUGAGAGGCUAUGUAAGGAGAAUAUUUGUGUGGUGGGUACAUCAUUGUUGAUUAAGUUAAUUAAAACCCUCCAUCCGUGGGACAAGAAUAUUAAAUGUUAUGUUUGUAACUUCAGUAAUGACAUAUUCCAAUGACUAUUAUACUAAUGAUGUACAUGAUUACUUCAACAGUCACAUGAGGACUUGGAAACGAAAAUCGCCUUUAUUGGUCAUUAACGUUUACAAGGUCAAAACUCGACAUAGAUAUGGGAACAAAGUCCCAAAUACCUGGUCGUUCUACUUGCCAUUUUUUUCCUUUUUUUUUUUAAUUCACCACUCCUGGCCCGAGUUUCAGCAACAUUCCUUUACUUAAAGAAUUACCCUAACUUAAAAUCUGCCAGAAUCACCCUUACCUAAAAUCUCCCAGAAUUACCCUAGCUUAAAAUCCCCCAGAAUUACCCUAACAUUAAAAUCUCCCAGAAUUACCCUAAUUUAAAAUCUCCCAGAAUCACCCUUACCUAAAAUCUCCCAGAAUUACCCUAGCUUAAAAUAUCCCAGAAUUACCCUAACCUAAAAUCUCCCAGAAUUACCCUAAUUUAAAAUUCCCCAGGAAUACCCUAACUUAAAAUCUCCCAGAAUUACCCUAACUUAAGAUCUUCCAGGAAUACCCUAACUUAAAAUCUCCCAGGAAUACCCUAACU